AUGGUUAAUGGUAAACAAACUUGGCUUGCUGUCUUCGAUGGAGGCAGGAACCCGAAGCUCAGCUUGAGCUCAGAGUUCAACCCCCCAUUACGGCACUACAUAGAGGGAAGUCGAAGAGCACACAACAUAGAGCUGAGAGGAGCUGUGGUUAUUUUUGAUGAGGCUCAUAAUGUUGAGAAGAUGUGUGAAGAGUCCACCUCGUUUGACCUCACCCCUUACGACCUGAUUUCUGCCAUUGAGGCCGUGGAUCGACUGCUGCGGGAACAAGCCUCAGACAUCAGCAAAGCAGAUUCUGCUGAAGAUUUUAAUGUGGAAUCGCUGAACUCUGGAUUGAAACUGGAUAUUACCACAAUUGCAAAAAUAAAACAAGUUUUGAUGGAUCUGGAAUCUUCCAUUAACGGUUUUGAGAUGCCAGCAAAUAGUCAAGGAAUCACCAAACCCGGCAGUUUCAUAUAUGAGCUUUUUCAAACAGCUCAUGUGAACUCUGAUACUAAAACAGCUGUGGUGGAAGCCAUGGAACAGGUCACAGGAUAUUUAGCAGGGAGGCCUGGUGUCUUUCUGAACACUAGUGGACUACAGAAAGUGGCGGAUAUAAUCCAGCUGGUGUUUGGGGCUGAACCUCCAGAGGGCAGCAAGAAAUCACAGAUGGGAAACAGCAUGAAGGAGUUUAAGGUCCACAUUCAUCCAGACACCAGCAACUUCAAGAAGAAACAGGUGACGGAUGUAUGGGCUUCCUCCUCUACCAAAAAACAAGGGAAUGUGCUGAGCUACUGGUGUUUUUCUCCGGGGUUCAGCAUGCAGGAGUUGCUCAGACAGGGAGUACGCAGCAUCAUUCUGACCAGUGGAACUCUCUCGCCGCUCUCAUCCUUCACCUGUGAAAUGCAAAUUCCUUUCCCUGUAUCCUUGGAGAAUCCUCACGUCAUCCAGCGUGAUCAGAUCUUCGUCAGUAUCAUUGAAAAAGGUCCAGACGGCGUGCAGUUGAGCACAGCCUUUGACAGGAGGUUCGUUCCUGAAAACAUGUCGUCCAUGGGAAACACUCUGGUCAAUCUGGCACGGGUGGUGCCUCAUGGACUGCUGGUGUUCUUCCCCUCGUAUCCGGUGAUGGAUAAGACUCUGGAGUUCUGGAGGGCUAAUGGACAUGCCGAUCGCAUUGAGCAUGUGAAGCCCAUGUUUGUAGAACCGAGGGGUAAAGGCACUUUUACAGAGGUGAUUCAUGGUUAUUAUGACAAGGUGAACGACCCAAACUCCAGCGGAGGCAGCUUCUUCGCCGUAUGCAGAGGAAAGGCAAGCGAAGGGUUGGAUUUUGCAGACACGUACGGUCGAGGGGUUGUGAUCACUGGGCUUCCCUUUCCCCCCAGGAUGGACCCCAGAGUGGUGCUAAAAAUGCAGUAUCUGGACGAGAUGUGCAAGAAAAAAAUUAGUGGAGUGAAGUAUCUGUCUGGACAGGAGUGGUACAGACAGCAGGCCUCUCGAGCCGUCAAUCAAGCCAUUGGCAGAGUGAUCCGGCACAGAGAAGACUACGGAGCUAUUUUCCUCUGUGAUCACAGGUUCAAAGGCACCGAAGCCCGUAAUCAGCUUCCUUCGUGGGUGAGGCCGUAUGUUAAGAUUUAUGAUGGCUUUGGUACCAUGGUCCGUGAUGCGGCUCAUUUCUUUCGGAUGGCGCAAAAAACUAGACCAGUUCCUGUUAGGAAAGAAAAAGAGGCCUGUAAAAAUCAGGCAGACACCAGGCCGCUCAACACAGGCUCCAGCUGUCCUGCUAAGAGUGUCUGGCUCAGUGACACCUCUCAAAAGGCCAAAACACUAGACUCACACGUCCCUAGCCUAAAGAGGAGAAAAUUAGAGUCAGAAGAGCAUUCUGGUCGGGAUGGAGCGGCCAGACUUUGCAUUCAAUAUGAGAUGGAGAUGACAAGUAUAAGGAAACCAGUCAGCCUGCUGGAUGCCCUGGAUGACACAACCAACAAAGGAGGGAGGGAAGACACCAUGGCUGGGGAAGAAAGAGCGAGUCUCUUGUCGACUCUUUCCCUCCAGCAUGACAAACGUCUGGAUGAUGAAUCGAGGGGUGGGAAACGGAAAAUUAAAGUGGUUCAAGAGCGGAAAACAGUGGCUUCCUGUACUGCAAAAACAGGCAAAGAUUUCAUGAUGGAACUGAGACGAUGUCUGAGUCACGAGAACUUCAAGCUCAUCAUGGAGGCGCUGCAGUCCUACAAGACAACCGAUGACCUGAGUGACCUUCUUGCUAAUGUGACUGAACCGCUCAUACAAGACCACAACACACACUGUCUGCUCAGAGGUCUUUAUCAGUUUAUUCGACCACACCAUAAGAAAGAGUUCGAUGAGCGUUGUUUGGAGUUAACAGGUGAAGGCUGUGGCUAUAAACAAGAGCAUUCGCUGUCCAGAGAGGAGCGAGAGGCUCUCAGGCAGAACACGGCAAAAAGUAAGAUGUCACCUGUGAAUCCACCCAGUGAGCAGCUGAAUUCGAGUCAACAGCUGAACCAAGGUGGUUCUCACCUGGUCAAUGGUGGGGAUAGUAAAAUUGAAGUGAAUGUGAGAAGUGAAGUCCAGAAGCCACAAACAUCCAUCAAAGAAGGUCUUUCGUGCUCCUCUCUGCUGUCAGACAUUAAACAGGCCAUCGGUGCAGAAAAAACCCGUCAGAUGUUUUUGGCCUUGCAGGCCUAUAAAACAUCAAACAAUUAUGAACAGAUGGUGUCAACUGUUGUGAGUUUAUUGACUGAGAGAGAUGAAGACAUCGCUCUACUAGAACGGUUGUCUGUGCUCAUUCAACCACAGCACAGGAAGCAGUUCGGUGAGCUGUUAAAAUCCUUGACCGGAAAUGAUUCUGUUGCGAACCAGGAUUCAGACAUGGGAUCAAGUCAACUAAAUCAAGCAUCUCAGUUAUCUGCAGGAAAGACUCAAAGCAAGAUAUCAUCCUUCUUUUCAUGAAUGCUGCUCUAAUAUAUUGCUCCAAGCUGCUCUAAGAUAUCAGUAUCUUCAUUUUUUUUUUUUGCAUAUACCAUGCAUGAAGA
Messenger RNA from Sinocyclocheilus grahami, 3023 nucleotides. Its product is annotated as regulator of telomere elongation helicase 1-like. Gene Ontology annotation, molecular function: hydrolase activity, acting on acid anhydrides, in phosphorus-containing anhydrides; ATP binding; DNA polymerase binding. The record is from RefSeq and is a predicted model, not a curated record. Gene Ontology annotation, cellular component: nucleus. Gene Ontology annotation, biological process: regulation of double-strand break repair via homologous recombination; negative regulation of DNA recombination; telomeric loop disassembly. Bases 1 to 2940 code for a protein of 979 amino acids. The transcript has 27 exons. NCBI's taxonomy places the organism in Eukaryota, Metazoa, Chordata, Actinopteri, Cypriniformes, Cyprinidae.